Molecule: messenger RNA, 960 nt
Organism: Lepus europaeus (European hare)
Lineage: Eukaryota; Metazoa; Chordata; Mammalia; Lagomorpha; Leporidae
Product: olfactory receptor 52Z1P-like
Exons: 1
Coding region: 1-960 (319 amino acids)
Biological process (GO): G protein-coupled receptor signaling pathway
Cellular component (GO): membrane
Molecular function (GO): olfactory receptor activity; G protein-coupled receptor activity
Source: RefSeq, a predicted model, not a curated record
AUGGCUCCUUCCUUUCACAAUCACAGUAAUCUCCAGGAUGCAUGGUAUGUCCUGACUGGAAUCCCAGGACUGGAAGAUUUGCACACUUGGAUCUCCAUCCCUAUCUGCUCGAUGUACAUUGUGGCAGUUGUAGGCAAUAUCUCUUUGAUCUUCUUGAUAGUGAUUGAGCGAAGUCUGCAUGAGCCCAUGUAUUUUUUCCUUUCCAUGUUGGCCUUAGCAGAUCUCCUGCUCUCCACUGCCACAACUCCCAAGAUGCUGGUCAUUUUCUGGUUCCAUUCUGCUGUUAUAUCCUUUGGUGGCUGUGUAACUCAGAUGUUCUUCAUACAUUUCAUCUUUGUGGCAGAAUCUGCAAUACUCCUGGCCAUGGCAUUUGACCGCUAUGUGGCCAUCUGUUACCCAUUGAGAUACACCACAAUCCUCACCUCUUCAGUCAUCGGGAAGAUUGGCAUAGCAGCAGUGGUGAGAAGCUUUAUCAUUUGUUGUCCAUUCAUCCUUCUGGUCUAUCGACUUACAUACUGUGGAAGAAACAUCAUUCCCCAUUCAUACUGUGAGCACAUGGGUAUUGCCAGAUUGGCAUGUGACAGCAUCAAUGUCAACAUCAUUUAUGGAAUGACAGUGGCCCUGCUCUCUACAGGGUUGGAUGUAGUGUUCAUCAUUAUGUCCUACACAAUGAUCCUAAACACAGUGUUUCAGAUACCUUCCUGGGCUGCCAGAUUUAAGGCCCUUAAUACAUGUGGUUCCCACAUCUGUGUCAUCCUUAUGUUCUAUACACCAGCAUUCUUUUCAUUUUUUGCCCAUCGCUUUGGGAGCAAAACCAUACCUCAUCACAUACACAUCCUAGUUGCUAACCUCUAUGUGGUGGUGCCCCCUAUGCUCAACCCCAUUAUUUAUGGGGUGAAGACCAAACAAAUUCAAGAUAAAAUUCUUUUGUUAUUCUCCCCAAUGAGUACAUGCUGUUGA